Messenger RNA from Hirsutella rhossiliensis, 1344 nucleotides. RefSeq names its product argJ family domain-containing protein. Lineage: Eukaryota; Fungi; Ascomycota; Sordariomycetes; Hypocreales; Ophiocordycipitaceae. The record is from RefSeq and is a predicted model, not a curated record. Gene Ontology annotation, biological process: L-ornithine biosynthetic process; L-arginine biosynthetic process. The transcript is spliced from 2 exons. Gene Ontology annotation, cellular component: mitochondrial matrix. Bases 1 to 1344 code for a protein of 447 amino acids. Gene Ontology annotation, molecular function: L-glutamate N-acetyltransferase activity, acting on acetyl-L-ornithine as donor; L-glutamate N-acetyltransferase activity, acting on acetyl-CoA as donor.
AUGAAGUCUGUCCGCCGCGCGUACGCGUCGAGCCUCAACGGCACCUGGCCCGCGUCCAAGGCAAAGUACGUGCCGACGUCCGGCACGUACCCCAAGGGCUACACCGCCGCGGGCGUCUUCGUCGGCAUCAAGCACGGCAACACCGACAAGCUCGACCUCGCCCUCCUCUCCUCGGACCGCCCCGCCGCCGCCGCCGCCGUCUUCACAAAGAACAAGUUCCAGGCUGCCCCCGUCACCUUCAGCCGCAGGCUCCUCGACGCCCGCGCAAACACCGGCCUGCGCAGCGUCAUUGUCAACUCGGGCUGCGCAAAUGCAGUCACCGGCACCGGCGGCCUCGAGGAUGCCGCUGCCAUGGCCUCGACCACGGACCGGCACGUCGGCGCCCCGGACUCGACAAUCGUCAUGAGCACGGGUGUCAUUGGGCAGCGCCUGCCCAUUGCAAAGAUUGUCGACCAUAUCCCCGUCGCCUACCUCAAGGCCGGCGACUCGCACCAGCACUGGCUCGACUGCGCAACCGCCAUCUGCACCACCGACACCUUUCCCAAGCUCAUGUCCCGCUCCUUCAAGCUGCCCUCGUCGCCCGGCGUCGAGUACCGCAUCGCCGGCAUGACCAAGGGCGCCGGCAUGUUGGCCCCUAACAUGGCCACUCUGCUAACCAUCCUCGCCACCGACGCCCCCAUCGCCCCCGGCAUCAUGCGCUCGGUCCUGCAGCAGGCCGUAGACUGCUCAUUCAACUCAAUCACCAUCGACGGCGACACCUCAACCAACGACACCGUCGCCCUCUUGGCCAACGGCGCUGCGGGCGGCACCGAGGUCACGUCCGAGCAGUCGGAAGAUGGGCGCGCCUUUAGCGGCAUGCUGACCGACUUCGCCGCCGACCUGGCCAAAUACAUUGUCCGCGACGGGGAGGGCGCCACCAAGUUUGUCACCAUCCGCGUCGUCGAUUGCGCGUCAUUGGAUUCGGCGCGCACCAUCGCCCGGUCCAUCGCCCGGUCGCCCCUCGUCAAGACGGCCCUUUACGGCAACGACGCCAACUGGGGCCGCAUUCUGUGCGCCGCCGGCUACGCGCUCAUCUCCCCACCUGGCCACCUCGUCAACGACGUCCCGGAAAUCGUUCCGGAACGAACCAGCGUUUCCUUCAUUCCGACAGACGGCUCCCAGGAGUUGAAGCUGUUGGUCAACGGAGAGCCCGAGGAGGUCAACGAGGCGCGGGCUGGCCAGAUCGUCCAGGCUACGGACCUCGAAAUUCUCGUCAAGCUGGGCACGGGCGACAAGAGCGCCGUCCACUGGACUUGCGACAUUAGCCACGACUACGUCACCAUCAACGGGGACUACCGUACUUGA